GCGAUGCUGCGGCACGAAGUUGGCCGCGCAUGGCGCAGCAUCCCAUGGAACGACGUGCUCGAACAGCGCCUGAGCGCAGACAAGUACUUUAUGCGCAGCGGUUUGAUCCGCAAGGAUCUCUUGCCGUUGUACGCGCAGGACGUGAUGCCAUGGACACGCGUUGUGGGCUCGUACGACGAGCUCGUCGACGCUUUGUCUAAUGACACGCCGUCCAACGGCGAUACACGACGAUAUGUGCUCAAGCUCUGCGACUCGAGCAACGCGUUUGGCAUUUUCUUUUUUGACGACGCGUCGCUGACGUUUGAUCUCUUCCUCGACAAGCAAAAGCGAGUCGUGCAGCGAUACAUCUCCCCAUGGCUUGCGCACCGCCAUCGCAAGUUUCAUCUGCGCGUUCUCGUCUUGGCGGUCGGGCACCUCGAUGUGUACGUCUUCCACGACGUACGCGCGCUCGUCGCAACGGAGGCGUACCGGCAUGAUGCACUCGAAAACCCGUUCGUGCACGUGACCAACAUGAGUGCCAACAAAGGGGCUGCAAGCUACGACGAGGCGGCUCAGAAUCUGGCGCUUUCCGAUGUGGCGGGCCUCGACCACGAUCAGAUCCUUGACCAGAUUCACGCGAGCGUCCGACUCGUGUUUCAGAAUCUGACGCGCGCCAGAAACCGGCGCCACUUUUUCUCGCUGCCAAACUGCUACGAGCUCUUUGGGUGGGACUUUAUGGUCGACGACGCGGGUCGCGUUCUGCUCCUCGAGGUCAACCCUGACCCCUCGCUACGCAUGUAUCAAGACGGUGCGGCCAUCGUGCCAUUGGAUGUGCUCGCGACGGGCGUCCCCUCGGACACGUUUACGCGGGUCUUUUCUCUUCAAGCCUCCAAGGCGCUCGCGUCCCUUCGCCGCCACACGUCGUCUUGAGCCUACUUUUUGC
This is a messenger RNA of Saprolegnia parasitica CBS 223.65, 922 nucleotides long. RefSeq lists its product as hypothetical. The record is from RefSeq and is a predicted model, not a curated record. Gene Ontology annotation, molecular function: tubulin binding; tubulin-glutamic acid ligase activity. Gene Ontology annotation, cellular component: cilium. Lineage: Eukaryota; Oomycota; Saprolegniomycetes; Saprolegniales; Saprolegniaceae. The transcript is spliced from 5 exons. The coding region runs from base 4 to 909 and encodes 301 amino acids. Gene Ontology annotation, biological process: microtubule cytoskeleton organization; protein polyglutamylation.